Daphnia pulicaria is the source of this 609-nucleotide messenger RNA. RefSeq lists its product as uncharacterized. The record is from RefSeq and is a predicted model, not a curated record. Bases 16 to 570 code for a protein of 184 amino acids. Lineage: Eukaryota; Metazoa; Arthropoda; Branchiopoda; Diplostraca; Daphniidae. The transcript has 5 exons.
CUCAAAACUCGUUUCAUGGAGUACAAAUGCUACGUACCGUCUAGUCCGUCACAGGCAACAAGAUUUUUUCGACUUAGAUUCCGUAUCACAGCGGUGAUUGGAUUGCUGAUCGGAAUCAUCACAGUGUUCUGGCAGAUACAGUCUCAUGUAGACAGGGAUCAGCCUGACGUUGAUAUGACUUUUGAACUUGAAAUUUGUUUUGGGAUUUACGGUUUUUUUCUAGCGAGUACGAGCUACUACCUCGGUGAAAUUCAAGCAAGUUCAUGGGCGCGAUUUCACAUCGUCAUCUCGUCUACUGGAAUUGUAUUAGAUCUUGUUCUUCUGGUUUACCAUGCUACUUCAUCAAUUCUAAGAGGCAGCUAUAUCAACCCUGGAAACAAUUUCUUUAUGAUUUCAAUAGCGACGUUACAAGCGGUCAACAACUCUGUUGCUAUAUUUCUCUGUCGGAAGCUCAUUGUUCAUGAACACAGAACACAAGAGCUUCGUUUUAAACGAGAAAUUUCACCCGAGCCUAACGAUGACGUGGAACACAGUAUUUUAUUGCUCAAAAAACCUGAAAAUGUUGAGUGAUGAAAAGAGAAACAAUUUAAACUGAAAGUUACCAAGUGC